Molecule: messenger RNA, 1728 nt
Organism: Aspergillus bombycis
Lineage: Eukaryota; Fungi; Ascomycota; Eurotiomycetes; Eurotiales; Aspergillaceae
Exons: 3
Coding region: 1-1728 (575 amino acids)
Biological process (GO): iron-sulfur cluster assembly; protein processing
Cellular component (GO): endoplasmic reticulum; Dsc E3 ubiquitin ligase complex
Molecular function (GO): protein binding; iron-sulfur cluster binding
Source: RefSeq, a predicted model, not a curated record
AUGUCCUUCUGCAGAGUUACGGUUCGCUCGCCAGUGACAUCAUCCACAACGAUGUUGCGCUGUGUGAGAAAUCCCUACAAAACCCCGGCACAUCGCCUGUUCUCCUCGUAUGGAAAUGCCCACCGGUCUUCCAAGCGUGACAUGCAGACCGCUACUGCGUAUCGCCCGCAUUCCUUGCCGACCGCUUUUCCACCUCCCCGGAGCGGCGGAAGUUACGACACCUCUAUCUCAGCAGAUUUCCCUCCGCUCCGAGAGACAUCGGCACAGCAGCAAGGAAUCUUUUCACAUGUUAGCCUCCGAGAGAAUGAGGCACAGAAGUCCAAGCCCGUCGAAUCGACUUCUCCGAAACCCGCGGGAAAGCCUAGGAGGAAGCUACGUGCACGGAAAGCGGCCAUGAAAUUAACACCCGAGGCUAUCGUACAGCUUCGCAAGCUACUGUCUCAGCCGGACCCUAAAUUGAUCCGAGUUGGCGUAAAGAACCGUGGCUGCUCGGGCCUCGCCUACCAUCUCGAAUACGUGGAGAAGCCAGGUACCUUCGACGAGGUUGUGGAACAGGACGGCGUCAAGGUUUUGAUUGACAGCAAGGCGUUGUUCAGCAUCAUCGGUAGCGAGAUGGAUUGGCAAGAAGAUAAAUUGAGCAGGAGAUUUAUCUUCAAGAACCCAAAUAUCAGUAGCAACCAUCUACAUCUCGACUUGCUACUAUACGACACACUCGGGCCCUGCAAAUACCCAACGCUCGCGCAACCAUUGACCAUUUCAUGCCCCCCGUCGAUCAAUAAUUCAAUGAAGAAAAUGACAACACCAACAUUCUUAUCCCCGAAUCACAAUUCCGGGGAGGAUCCAACACCGGAACCUCUCCUCCUCACCAUCCGCUUCUCAGCCUCAAUCCCCGAUCUCCCACUCGAUGUUCUAUAUCCCGAAACAACCACAUCGGCAGGCCUAAAACAACUAAUCCGCACCCGACUCCCACCAAACCUCUCCUCUAACCGUCUCCGACUAAUCUACGCCGGCCGCGGUCUCGAAGACACCGUCCCACUUUCCGUCUCCCUAAAACUACCCCCCUCACCCUCCCGCUCACCUAGAUUACCCUCCGAUGAUGAAGACACCGAUCUCUCAAAGGGAAAGGGAAAGGGCAAAGCACCCAUCCGAGAACAACCCCGUCUAUACAUUCAUUGUUCGAUAGGCGAUAUCGUUCUUUCCGCUCCAGAUUUAGCGACAGAAGCAUCGUUGGCAUCUACGCUCCAGCAAGAGGAUCAAACACAGAAAGAUGGUGAUCAGUCAAGUCUGCAGAGUCAGCAGCAGCAGCAGAUGUCCUCGACAACGCCUGCGCCCCGUGGUUUUGAUCGGUUGUUGUCAGCGGGGUUUACCCCCGCUGAAGUGUCGGCGCUGCGGUCGCAGUUUAUGGCUAUCCAAUCUGUGUCGCGAACGCCAGAUACCAUGCCGAGUGGGGCGGAGUUGCGGGAGCUUGAGGAUCGGUGGAUGGACGAGGGUUCAUCGGCAAUGGCAGCUGGGGCUGGAGGGGCUGGAGAGGGAGCGGGCUUCACGGAUGAUGAUGGGGGCUUUGGGUCGGGGUCGCAAGGGGCUAUGGAUGAUAUGCUUUGGGGCGCCGUCAUGGGUUUCUUUUGGCCGGUGGGGUGUGCGAUGUGGUUGAGGCGGGAGGAGGGGGUUUGGAGCUGGCGAAAGGGUUUGGCAGUUUUUGUUCCUGCUUUUAAUAGAACAGGCCAUUGA